Strongylocentrotus purpuratus (purple sea urchin) is the source of this 7913-nucleotide messenger RNA. RefSeq lists its product as uncharacterized. The transcript is spliced from 4 exons. The record is from RefSeq and is a predicted model, not a curated record. Gene Ontology annotation, cellular component: nucleus. Lineage: Eukaryota; Metazoa; Echinodermata; Echinoidea; Camarodonta; Strongylocentrotidae. The coding region runs from base 307 to 6789 and encodes 2160 amino acids.
AAUUUUAUCUCACACACUCUCGCCCGAUCGAUGAAUGAAAACCACGGCCGGUUAUCUUAUCUUUUACUAGACUGAAUUUGGCCUUUGGGAUUCCCAGAAUCUACUCAGCCAGCUCUGUUACUUCAUGAUAAAGGGUUGCUCUUUACUCUGAUUACUUGGGAAGGAGACUGUUCUAAAAACAUGUGGCUGAACUUUGUGUUAUGCCAGUAUUUGAAAGAUGCCGAAUGCUACCAAUUUGACUAGACAAGUUCUGUAAGAGCACGAUAUUCAGACAAGUGUUCAUUGGAGCUUGACCUAGAGGUCAAGAUGGAUGAAAGAAGAAGACAUGAGGUCAGAGGUCAGAACCAUCCUGGAACGGGGUAUGAUGCCAAUCAUCAGUUCCAGCAUCAAGACACAAGUUACAGUGAUCAGAUAACGCAAAGGGACAGAUAUGAACAGUACAUGGACAGGACCACCCAACCUUCAUCGGCAUAUCACGGCGGUGCAGCACACUUUGGUAACCAUGGUGAUCAAGGUCAACCUUACUCACAUUGGCAAAGCCAGCCCCAGUAUCCAUCCCAUGCACCAAAUAUGUACAUCCCUCAGGCAUAUCCUAAUUACUAUGACCAAAGUAGAUUCCAAAGUGGCCAAACUACAGGACAUUUACCAUACUCUGGAUUCAACAGGUUUGGUAAUGCUGUUGAUAGGAUUCCUAACCCUCCUGUAUCACAGUCAUUACCAUGUGAUAGAAAUACUGUUGACAGAAGACAACAUUCUUGGAAUAAUGAGAUGUAUAGCUCAAGACAGACAAUGGCUCAAGACUCCAGAGGCUACCCACUGAGUUAUGGUGCUACACAUGGAAGCGAAACAGAUGCUGUCCCUCCCCAAAUUCCUCAGGGUAAUUCACCAAACAACUACUAUACCAACCCUGAGAUGCCUGUCAAAGAUGGAAGCAUCAAGGACCCAUACAAUGCAGCAAUAGACAGGAGAAGUUUACCAAUGCACUAUGAUGCUGCUAAUGUAACUCCUGGAUUGGAGCCACGAUUGAACAGUAGCAAGUCUGAGGUGCCCAUUCCACCUACAUCUUUGCAGAAUUAUUCAGGGGAAGUUCAUCAAUCAAAGUUUGAACCUCCUGCUAAUGUUCCUUUGCCAAUUUGCACUGGAGGCGUGUGUCCAUUACCUGCAAGCACUCAACAGAACAAGGACAUGUCUGAUGUUAACUGUAAACAGUAUUACCGAACAGAAGACUCUCAUAACACUAGACAAAAGGCAGAAGAAUCGCAUUGUAGUAGUGGACAUUCCUCUUUCUCUGAAAAUGAAAAGCUGCCAUCAUCAUCAAGCAAAUCUAAGGUACCAGUUCCACCUACAUUUUUGCAGAAUUAUACAGCGGAAGUUCAUCAAUCAAAGUUUGAACCUUCUGCUACUGUUCCUUUGCCAAUUUUAACAAGCAAUAGCACUGAAGGCGCGUGUCCAUUAUCUGCAAGCACUCAACAGGACAAGGACAUGUCUGAUGUCCGAACAAAAAACUCUCAUAACACUAGACAAAAGGCAGAAGAAUCACAUAGUAGUAGUGGACAAUCCUCUUUCUCUGUAAAUGAAAAGCUGCCGUCAUCAUCAUCAUCAAGACAAGAUAAUGUAAAAAUCUGGAAUUCUAUCUUUGAUAAAGUGGAAGGUAUUGUUGACCAGGACACUCUCAACAACGAGAGUGUUGUUACAGGAGAUGAGAGAAAAGAGCUAUCUUUUGUUUGUCAGGAAUCCUUAGACCAUCUUGCCAAGACGACAGAAGAAGAAAAGAACUGUAAAAUUCCUGCUGAUUCUAGAAAAUUUGAAGAUAGAACUAUCGAAUCUGAGAAAACGUUUACUGCAUCUGAAAGUAAAAACAAUACGAAGGAGGAAAUAUCAGAGAACAACGUCAAGAAGGUCUCUGAAACGAUUAGUGUCAGUAACACUGGGUGUGAUUUGCCAGUAUCUUCACCCUGUCAUUCUGGAGAUACCUGUUUAGAUCUGGCUGAUACCACACUUGAUAUUAAUGAGGAGAAGGAAUCACUGCAAAAGAGAAAUGUUAUACCCACUAAGAUCUGUGAUGGUCAUUCACCAGUGAAAGAAAGAAAUAUAUCCACGAAUACCCAUGCAAUAUCAGUUCGGACAACAGUAGAUCUGAGUGCUUCAGAAGUAGGCUGUAGCACUGUGGUGAAGUUUAAAGAAGGCACAUGCAAGUAUGUCAAGGGAGAGCCUACAAGUGACAAAGAGGAAGAAACAUUCUACUGCAGUAGUCAACAAGAUGGUGGUCCAGUAUCAGAGCCAGAAAACGAGUCCUCUGAAGAGGACAACCGUCCAGGAGUUCCAGGAGAGGACAGUCUACCAAUAGUCAAGCAGGAACCGCAAGAUGAGCAAUAUCAUCUACAGGUUGGUCACUCUGAAGAGGACAACCGUCCAGGGGUUCAAGGGGAGGACAGUCUACCAAUAGUCAAGCAGGAACCGCAAGACGAGCAAUAUCAUCCACAGGUUGGUCACUCCAUUACAGAGCUCCAAGUUAAGGAUGAAGUGAAACUUGAAGUAGGGGAUAAGAUUGGAAGUCAAAGUCCAACAGAACUCAGCAGAGGUGGUUCUGAUACUUCAAGAGACGAUGCUGUUCCUGUGAUCGUUCAAGGGAAUAUACUCAUGGAUAUGGACUGCAACUAUGACAGUGACACCUACGAAGUCAGUGGAGACAAACAGGAUGUCAACAAUUCCUUCAGCACAGGACAUGGAGUCGAUGAUGAUGGGAUGUUUGACAGAUGUACCUCAUGCAAUGAACUGGUUGCCUGUGGUGACAUGAUAGAGCAUCCAUUCAAAUGCAAGGCGAAACCAAACCCACCUGAAUCUCCAGUCAAUCUCCCAACCGAUCAACAACCACCUAAUGACGACGAGGCAGAGAUGAACUGUCCAGAAUGCGGUGUUGGCUUUGAGACGACAGACUUUCUUGUCAUCCACCUACAAAUUCACGAGAUGUUGGCCAAGAAUGCCAAGAAGAUGCAGGAAGAGAACCAGAUGAUGGUGAUGACUACUGAGGAGAUGGAGAAACAAAUGACACACAUCGCGGCAGACAUCACAGAGGAACAGCCCGAAGAGUGCGAGGUUUGUUUUGAGUCCUUUACUGACCCUACAAUGAUCCCAUACCACACCAUGAUGCAUCAACAGUUUCCCUUCCACUGCAGGAAGUGCAAUCUCUUUUUCAACACACUAACCGAACUCCACAAAGCACGCUGCAGCGACCACAAGCGCCACAAGGUCUUCAAGUAUAGGUGUAAGAAGUGCAAGCGCACCAUCCUGGACUCGUACAAAAUGCGCAAGCAUCGGAAGAGAUGUGAAGGGAAUAUGGAAACAUGCAGGUUGUGCAAAAAGAAAUUCCCAUCCUUCCGGCAGUUAGCACACCAUGCAGAGAUUUGUAACGAAGAUCAGAUGAAGAAAAUUGGGGAGGAUGGCAGAGAAAUUAAUGAAAAAGAUAUUGUUUUGGAAGAGACCCUUUCGGAAAAUGAAGAUGCAGAUCUUGAAGCUGUAGAUCGUGAUGCCUUAGAUCACAGAGUAGACCGUAAAGCUGCUGAUUCUAAACCUGCAGGACAGGAUGUAAUAUAUCAUGAUACCAGUCUAGAAAUGAAAUUGGACAGCAGACCUGCCGAGGCUGAAAUCAAAGAAGCAAAUGAAACAACACAACUUUCAGAAGGAGAUGGCGGUGUGGUUCGAUGUAAGGUUUGUGAAAGGGAACUACAUAUAUCUCUUAGAUAUCCCAGAAGAGCAUGCAUGGAAACUCCAGAGUAUUGCAAGGCGUGUCUUCACAUGGUAAGAUCAAAGAAUCUGUCCUCUUAUGACAAGAGUUCAGCAUCUAAGAAAGGUUCACACCAUAAAAGAAUGUUGCCCCUUGAGGGCAGCUCAUCAAAUGAAGAAACUUGUGAGAAUGCCAUCACAGAACCUUCAACAAAGAAGCACAAGAAUGAGCCAACAGAUGGUGAAACGUGUGGCGCUUGUGGAAGAUGGUUCAAGAACUUCGAGAAAUUGGAAAAGCAUGCUGGAAAAUGUGAUGGUGUCAUGAAUAAACAUUCAUGUCUAGAGUCAACAAAACAAGAUGAUGAUCUCAACUUGGACUGGAAGUAUCCUACAGUGCAUCGGUGUCCUAAAUGUGACAGGAAGUUUUUCAAAGAGAAGAAGUUAAAGAAGCAUGUGAAAUCAUGUCUGUGGAUUCAAGAUAGCACUUCUGCAGAGUCAUGUGUAGACUCAAGUGCACUUGUGGAUGAUGCAUCGGAUCAGGAGGAUGAACUUCCGUUGUCUGCCUUGAAAAAUACUAAUGGUACAGGUGUCAGAGAUUCAGUUGGAGUAGAUACAUCAGAUAAUGAUGACCAUACACCUGUUACCUUGCCAGAUGAAACCUUGGAAUCAUCUAAUGAGAGCAGCAGGAUAGAGUCCAUGUCUGGAACAGAAGAUAACCAGAGGAAAGAGGACAAAGGAGAGUUUGAUCAGAAUACCGGUGACAUUCCCAAGGAGUGUGCCACCAAUGGAAGCGUGCUAUCACACCAGAACAAGACAUCCUUCAUAGAGAAUAGUAUAAUCCUUGAUAAUGCAACUCAUGUACAAAGUAAUACUAGAACGUCCUGCAACCCUGUCAGUGCAUCAGGAUUAUUGGAGGAAAAUUUGCCUGUGGAAUUAAAAUGCGACACUGAUACAUACAAUGCAAAAUCAAAAGGGCAAGUUCAUGGGAUGGAAAUAUCCCCUAAAUCAAACUUUGAGGAAGGCUCAGAGAAGGACACUGAUCCUUCAAUUGCAUCAACACAACAAGUAACGUUAGGUGAAAGAGAGACUGUGAGCUCUACAUCUGAACCUACUAUGGCAGUUCCUGCUCCAGACGAAACAAGUCCAACAGACAUUUCAUCAGAUGAUAUGCCACAGCAACACUUGUCACAAGGAAAUGGGUCACAGACAUCACUUGGAGAAACGAUGACACCAUCCUACUCAUCAUGUGAUAAUUAUCCAAGGACAAAUGUACCUUCGUUUACCCAGGCUGAAGAAAAAAUGGAGAGGGUCUCUAUGGAUUCUGCACAUUCUGCACCUAAAGAUAUAGGAAAUGCAGAGACUAGUUCAUCAUCACCAUCAGCAUUGUCUCUCCCAGUCAAUGUGAAAGAAGAGCAGCAUAUGGUAGAGGAGUCUGAAUCUUGUUGUCCAGAGGUUAACAAGGAAGAGAUGGAAGGAAUGGUGUAUAACAAUGGUGAUGAAGACACCGAGUCAUGUCCUAUGGAUGAAGGAGUCACUAAAUCAUCAAAACCUGAGCUGGCAUCAGGAGUUGCUGAUAAUGCUAAGUCAAUUUCUUUUGUUGAUGAAGCUGCUUGGCAGUUUCCUGGACAAUCUACAGAUGAUGAAGACACAAGAGGGUCCAUGUCUCAGACAUCUUCAAACUUGCUGGACAUCCACACUCAAGGAACGUCAACAACUGCCCCUCCACAUCAAGAGUCUGCCCAGACAGGAUUAUCCCAAGACAGUUCAUUGAAUGCUAACCAGGCAUCAGUUGAGAUGAUGUCUGGUAUUAAAGAGAAGGGCCACUUCUCUGGGCUAAAGGAUGAGAGCAGUAUGGGUUCAUCAUUGGACGUUGAGUACACUAUGGGUUUAGGAGCUGUCAAAACUAUUUCCCUUGAAUGUGAAGUAAUCCCAGGUCAUCACUGUGUCUACUGCGCUGCAGAAUUCCCUUCCAAAACCAGUCUGUGGAAGCAUGCCAGAGGGUGCCGUGACAACCAUCUAAAGGUGAUAGCCAAUCGGGUUGCGGGAGAUAAGGAAUACCAGCAGGUGAAUAAACCAGGAAGUAUGGGAAAUGUCCCGUGGCAGGUGCUAAAUGAUUACACCAAAAAGGAGGCUAUGAUCAUGAAAACUGAGAUCGGAAUAGAUCUGAAUUGCGUCAUACCCGCUGUGGGUUACAGAGCUCCACCCAACAGACCUCCAGACCCAGACACUGUCAGGAGCAGGAGAAGGAAGAAGAAAAAGAAAAGUAAGGUUAAAGAAGAUGUUGAGGUAGAGAAAAAGAGGAAGAUUGAGAGAAAGAAGAGAAGGGUAAGGGAGAUACAACGAGAGAAGCUCCGUGUACACGCCAAACUGCAACAACUCGAACAAAACAAUGUGAAUAAGUUCAGAAAUAAGGAACAACAGACAACAUUCACAUGUGAACUGUGUGAUCGAUCAUUCCACUCGACAGAGAAAUUUGAAAAGCACAAAGUAAGUCAUGUGUCUCCCCCACAUAAGAAGACUCUCGCGGUAUAUGUGGAGAAACUAAAUGUGGAAGAAAUUGAAGAUGGCAAAAAGUCAACCACAAAACCUUCAGGCUCUGCUAAGUUAAAAGAUAAAGAAUCCUCAAAAAAGAAACAUUCUAAACUUGCUGAAAAUAAGUCAGUAGCCAAGAAGACAAUAACGACUACUAAGCAAAGACUACCACAGAAGAAAGAUGAUAAACAUGUUUAUGUGCAUGUUUAUGUGGAUGUAGAAAGUGUAGUGGGAAGUGAUACAGAGCAAGCAUCUAGCAAGAAAAACACUUCUAGAGAAAUACAGCAGAGUGCUGUAAAACCUGAUGUUUCUGUACCCAUAGUGGGAUCCAUUGGUACUGCCCCUGUGAGUGUGGAAGACCUUCAGCAGGCUGAUGCAGGGAUCUUACAUGGGAAAGCUAAAGGGGUUACCUGGAAGAAAAAUGAAUUUGGUGUACAGUUUCCAGUGGUUAUUGAGGUAGAGUGUCCAGAUUGUCAGAUGAAGUUCAGUCACCAAUCCACAUUAGAUAGACAUAGGAGGCUACACAGAAAGUAACUCAUUUGAUGUAAUUUGAGGGGUCAGCGACAAAAAGACGUAACUCCAUUUAGGCCAUUUUGAGAAAAGGUUGUUUAUGUGUCACUGAGCACUUAGGUCUUAAGGAGUUAAGUCUAUUAGAUGUUUCAUUAGCCAUUGACUUCGAUGGGGUGUUGGGUGGAGCUGAGUCUUUGUGUUUCCUGGAAAGCCCACAUUUUUCUGAACAUUAUGAUAUCAAAUACUCAUUUUGGCAUAAUAUGGAGUUACGUCUUUGUGCCACUGAACCCUUGAAUUGGUGUCUCAAUGUGAUUUAGUAUCAAGGGCUUGAAAGGAGGCUGUUUUAUGCAAUAAUUUCUGUAUUAAUGCCAUUCCGAGAAAUGUGUCUCCUACGUGUAGUCUUUUUACGAAAUUUUCAACCAAAAAUGAAUUGAUUGAUCUGACUAUUGAAUGGUGCUUUCUUGCAUCACUACCAUUAAUCAUAGUUAUAUCAAAAUAUUUUUCAUUCAUGAUUGAAAACGUUUGAAACGUUUUGAUGAAGGUCAUAUGUCAUCUGGGACACUUUGCACGGAAUCUCACAAUAUCACCAAUAUUUGUAUUGUCAUCAUUAUUGUCAUCGUUGUCAUUAAUUUUAUAAUCACGACCAUCAUCAUUACCUUCACCUCUUCCCUUUAUCACAUCAUCAUCGUCAUCGUCAUCAUCAUCAUCAUCAUCAUCAUCGUCAUCAUCACCAUCAUCAUCAUCAUCACCAUCACCACCACCACCACCACCACCAAAACCAUUUAUUGUCUUUGCGAUCAGUAUAAUCCUCAUCAUCAUUUACAUCAUCAAUGGUAUUUUGAAGGACCAACCUAGUCACCUUGUAUAAUAUUCUAAUAUAAAUACCAAUACCACAUCAUUAUCAAAUCAAAAAUUCAAUUAUAAUUUUUAAUGUCACUGCUUCACAAAAGUGGUGUGAAAUGCCUUCCAUUUACUUCUAUGUCUUUUAAAGGGGAAGUGUCCUCUGACAUUAAAUUGGCUUUAAUCAAAGCAGUAAAUGAGUGAAACAAAUCAGUGAAAGUUUGAGCAGAAUCUGGUUAAAAGUAGGAAAGUUAUGAUUUUUUUAAAGUUGUCAUCAGUGAAACACAAAUUGGCGACACUAAUUUAUC